UUUCCUCUUUUGCAUUAGUCCGUCGUGUCAUUUUCUCCGCAAGGUCCAUGUGUAUUCGAUCGUCGAGAAGUCUCUUCUGCGGCCGCGAAUAAAUACAAAAGAAAAACUCCUUUCUUUUUUUUAAAGUAAAAUCCACACCACACUACAAAGAUUCCAAAUUCGGGAUAUCGCUGCCCAAAUCGAAACUCUCGUCUUAAAUCCAUAAAGCAUAGUCAGUGUCUCGAAAUAAAUACACUUCAAAGAACACACAUCACAUCACACACCAGAAAUUCAGUGAAUUUGUGCUGCAAAAAUGCUAAUCAAAGAAUACCGAGUUACAUUGCCAUUGACUGUUGAAGAGUAUCAAGUUGCACAACUGUUCUCCGUUGCGGAAGCAUCCAAGAACGAAACAGGCGGUGGUGAAGGUAUUGAGGUGCUCAAAAAUGAACCAUUCACCAAUUAUUCUUUAUUGGGUGGAAAAUAUAAUUCAGGCCAAUAUACAUAUAAAAUCUAUCACUUGGCAUCAAAAGUUCCAUCUUUUAUAAGACUGUUGGCCCCAAAAGGUUCCUUAGAAAUACACGAGGAAGCAUGGAAUGCAUACCCAUAUUGUAGAACUGUUAUAACGAAUCCUAAGUAUAUGAAAGGUAACUUUAAAUUAUUUAUAGAGUCGUUACACUUAGAAGGCCCUGGAGAUUUAGAAAAUGUUCAUGAAUUGCCACCAGAGAAGCUUAAAGUACGUGAUGUUGUUCACAUUGAUAUUGCCAAUGACCCUGUGGUGUCUGCCGACUACAAACCUGAUGAAGAUCCAACAAAAUUCAAGUCAGAAAAAACUGGUCGAGGCCCGCUGGUUGGACCUGACUGGAAAACUAAAGUAGACCCCGUAAUGACAUGUUACAAGCUAGUUACAUGUGAAUUUAAAUGGUUUGGAUUUCAAUCUAAGAUAGAAAGUUUUAUUCAAAAAUCAGAAAGGAGAUUAUUUACAAAUUUCCAUCGGCAAGUGUUCUGUUGGACGGAUCGUUGGUAUGGACUUACAAUGGAUGAUAUUCGUGCCAUUGAAGAAAAAACCAAAGAAGAACUAGACAAACAACGUCAAGUCGGUGAAGUGAGAGGUACUCGUGCCGAUUCUGACUAAAUUCCAUGUCAAUAUUUUCCAACAACAAACAAAAAAUAUAUAAAAAAAACAACAACAACAACUGAGCAUUAUAGUGUUAAAAACGUAAAGUAAAAAUAGCAAAAACAAUUAUAAAACAAAAGCAGCAAACUGAAAAUAAGAAAAAACAACAGUAGCAAGUAGGCAAGUAAAAAAUUGAGCAAUGAAAAAAUUUUAAAAAAAUAUAUAAUUAUUGUAAAAAUAUGCAAGUAAACGGUAAAAACGAUUAAAAAAAGGAAAAAAAAAGAGAUAAAUGUGUUAUUAUUGAUAUAGAUAUAUAUAUAUAUUAAAUAUUAUUUAUUUGUAAAUGCGCUUAGGUGUAUUAUUCUAUUCUCUUAUAAAUGUGUGAGGAGACAAAACAAAACAAACAAAAAAUAAAAUAGAAUACAAAAGUUAUAAUAAAAAUCUAUAAAACAAAAAAAAAAACUUACAAAACAAAACAUGCCAGACAAAAGUAAAGAACAAACUUUUCACAGGAAAGUUUAAAAAAAAGAAGAAAAUUAGUAUUAAAGCAUAUAUUUAACUAUAUAUAAAUAAAUUCAAACAGAAAAAAUGCAAAAAAAUGGUUUAUUACAUGAAAUUAAGUAUUUUAAUCGUAAACGUAUUUAACAUUUACAUACAUAUAUACAAAUUAUAAAUAUACAUAUAUCUCUAUAGAUGAAGUCAUUGGGCAAGGUUACACAAAACUCAGAAUUUCAAGAAUUUGGACUCGUAAUAGUUUAAAAUAACUACACACAACAUUGUUAUAUUGUUGAAUGCAAUAACACGACAUCUAGGGCUCAUAAUGGGUAUUUUUUCUUUUUAAGAAUUUCACAAUUUUAAAUUUUAAUAAAACGUUGAUAAAUCUGUUUUUGGUUCUAUUUCUUCGUAUAUUUGGAGAUUUUUCGUAGAUAUGAAUUGUUGACCAAUAUCGUUGCUAUGCAAAAUUGAGUUCGGUCCUGUCCUUUUUCAAAAGGUCCUUUCACUUAAAGAGACAAUUCACCAUUUUUCGAGUGUUAGGAUGUUCCACCUUACUUUUUAUUUUACCAUAGUAUGUGCUCUUCGCUCAUUCAAGCUUGGUGGCCUGCCUACCGCAUUCUACCGAGAUCAAUUUUUGUUUUAGAAUAUAUGCUUUGAAUUGUAUAGUCAUACAAAAAUCGGUAGUCCUUAUGUGCAGAGCCUACAAUGUUUGGUAAGAUUUAAAAUUUGAAAUACGAACAUCUACUGUAUUUGCAAUAUGUUGGUUUCUGAAUACAAUUUUCUUCCAGACUAGUGAUAAAUAAAUUAAAUUCUUGUUAAGAUUGGGCAGGUUAAGGCGACAUAAGGGACUUGAAAGUAAGACAAGUUUCUUGUAUCUGAUUGGCCAGCUGCCAAAAAUUUGCCUUCCAAUUAAGGCAAUUUCAUUGGAAAGUUGACUGGAAAAUUAAUCCCGAAAGAUCUCCCUAACUAUCAAGUCAAGUCUACUUUUGUCAAAAUGAUAGUUGAUCAUGUUUUUUCAUUCAACUGAAAGCUGAACUUUAUUACUCUAUGAUUUACUUAUUUUCUGCACAACUUCAUUUAAUGCCUUCUGUAAAAAAGUUCUUUGUAAAUUUGGAAAAGAAAUAAGUAAUAUUUCUUUACAAUACAAAGCUUGCCUGAGGAGUGUUUUGUAGACAAUAAUGAUUUUGGUACUUUUUGUGCUCUAAAACUUAAAGUGAAGGUUUGUGAAGUAAAGUUCUGAAUUUGAAAUUCAUGACACUUGAAAAACUAACUAGUUGGCUUGGUCAAAAUGUACGUUCAAAGAAUGGAGUUGACUGCAAAUGAAGUCCCUUAUGUUGUCUGAACCUGCCCCAUACUAUUUCCUAGUCUGGUAAACAAUGCAAUGAAAUGAAAGCUAUUUUUGAGCAAGUUUAUAAGAAUAUAUUAGAAUAAGGACAGACUCUUUUUGAGAUUGAAAUCAGUUUACCAGCAACACCAGUUGCGAUUAAUGAAUGCAAUGUUAACAUCUAAGGUAUAUUGCGUUCCAUGUACUUGUAUGCAUUCUUUUCUAAAAGAAUGUUUGGGAUAUUUUUAAAAAAGUUUUCUUAUUUCAUUGUUUAAUACAAGUCUGCAUUAACAGAGAAGAACUAAAAUUUUAAUACCUGGUGUAGUACACGAAAACUUAAUUAAAAUACCUUCGUCCAUUUUUCUACUUUAUCAAUCUUUAAUUUUCCACCCUAUAAAAACUUAUAGGUCACAAAGAAAAUGUUCAACAUUAAUCAGCCCUAUCAUGAAUUCCAUCGUAAUCGGAAAUUUUACGAAUCCCGAAAAACUGUAUUAUGAAAUCCGUUCGUAAUGCAAAAUUGUAUGAGAUUUUCCACUACGAACGGAUUUCAUGAUACAGUUUUUCGGGAUUCGUAAAAAUUUCCAAUUACAAUGAAAUUUAUGAUAGGGCUGAAUAUGUCUUUCUUGUGGUACGUCUGCAUACCAAAAGUAUCCCUUUUUAGAACCAAUGCUGAUUUCUCGCUGCUCGUGAACUUGCUUUUUAUCAACUAAAGAUGUGUACUCUUUAUUCAAUUAUUCUUGGAAAUAGUUUGUUAGAAGCCAUGGGCAUUGAAUGUCCAUAAUUAAGAUUUAUAGGGACAAUAGUUUUGAAUUAAUUAAAAAAUGGACAUAAAUGGUAAACACAGAAUUUAGAAAGAGUUGUUUGCUAUUUGUCAUAUGAUCUACCCAUUUUGAUUUACCUUUGAUGUUCUGCUACAAUAAGAACAGGACGAAUAAGGGUAAUUUUGUUGUGAUAAGGGUUUCCACAAUAUAAUUUGAAUAAGGUGUUUUGUUACACUUGAGCGUUCAAUAAUUGCCACCAUGUUAAGACAGUUUGGUUAAUAUGACUUUAAGGUUGUCGAAAUUAGUAAAGGGUAAUGGCAGCUAACCAAAAUGAAAUCUAAUUCUACAAAAUUGUAUAUUCUUGCCACCACCUUUGGUUUGUUGAAAUAUUUUUUAAAACACACAUAUUUGAAUAAUUAGAUAUUUUUACUGUAACACCCAAAACGGCACGCAUUUUAAACUCAAUGGUUGGAAAAAAUUAAGAAUUUAUGAGUCUGAGUAGGUGCUAUUAAAAGAACUUUAAAAAAAACCCUCAAUAUGAAAUGAGUCUUGUUUUGCUUUGUCCAAUAAUUUCAUAUUAUAUUUCGAAAGUAAGUUUCGAACGUCCAACACCACCACUUUCAAAAUAUAUAAAAAAAGCAUCCAAUAUUUUAAUUAAAAUUUACUAAUUAAACCUCAAAACAAAAAUUUUAACAAAAAGAUCUGAUUGACAUUUUUAGCAGCAAAAAAAAUUAAAUAAAUAUAUUUACAUAAAUUUUCCUCUUAAACUUAAAAAUAAACAACAAAAAAAAAUAAAAACUUAAAAAAAAUAAUUAAUAAAUAAAGAACAUAAUAAAUAGUGGGAUUAUUUCUAUAAAACUUUCUUUUUCGCGCUGAUCACUUGUAAGAUAUAUACUGUACGUAGCAAUACAAGAAAUCUAUAUAUUUAUUUCCUAUAAUUUGUAGAAAUUAAAAAAGUUAACAACUUACACAAGAAGUUUUUAAAAUAGAAGAACAAAAAACAAAACAAGAAAACGUCUAUGCAUUAAAAUACACAUUUAUACUACUACCAUAUAAAUAAUUUUCUUUUUGGUUUUUAUUUUCUAGCUCUUCUUAAAUAAAUAACAGCAUAUAGCAAAGCAAAAACAGAUAAUAGGCACUCACAAAAAUGGUGUAUUCUUAAAUUAUUUUAUAUUUACGAAAUUCAAAGAAUUUUUAGAUAUUUAAAUGUGUAACAAAGAGGUAACAAAGAAGUUAAAAAUAAACAAAAACAAAAAUAAUAAAAGAUAAAUAACAAUUUUAAAUUUCUCAAUCUCCAUUGUAAUUCCUUUAUUUUGUAAAUAAGAAAACAAAAUUCAAUUACAAAUAAACUAAAAAUUACUAAUAUAUAAAACUAAACAAGUUAUAUAUUUAAAAAAAAGUAAAAAAUGUUUUUAAAUACAAUCUAAUUCGAAUGUUUUAAUUUUUCGAAAUAUAU
Messenger RNA from Eupeodes corollae, 5129 nucleotides. It is a transcript of the gene vib, whose product is annotated as phosphatidylinositol transfer protein alpha isoform. The transcript has 8 exons. Gene Ontology annotation, cellular component: cytoplasm. The record is from RefSeq and is a predicted model, not a curated record. Gene Ontology annotation, molecular function: phosphatidylcholine binding; phosphatidylcholine intramembrane carrier activity; phosphatidylinositol transfer activity. Gene Ontology annotation, biological process: phospholipid transport. Lineage: Eukaryota; Metazoa; Arthropoda; Insecta; Diptera; Syrphidae. The coding region runs from base 293 to 1111 and encodes 272 amino acids.